This is a messenger RNA of Sinocyclocheilus grahami, 1236 nucleotides long. RefSeq names its product transcription cofactor vestigial-like protein 4. The record is from RefSeq and is a predicted model, not a curated record. Lineage: Eukaryota; Metazoa; Chordata; Actinopteri; Cypriniformes; Cyprinidae. The transcript has 6 exons. Gene Ontology annotation, biological process: negative regulation of DNA-templated transcription. The coding region runs from base 271 to 1236 and encodes 321 amino acids. Gene Ontology annotation, molecular function: transcription coactivator binding.
CUGGCUGCGAGUCAGUGCAGUCGACUUACAGCGGGCUGUGAGGAGAACUGGCGCCACCCUUUUGUCCCCAAAUACAACUCUUUUCAUACGCUAAAACUUCUUGAAGUUUCUUUAAACUCGCGCUCGAGUACUUACACUCGCUUGGUUCUCGAGGAGGUCGGGUUAAACUAGUUGUUUUCGCUCUGUUUGAAGUUAAAGGCUGGGCCUUUACUCGCGCUCCCGACGAGAGAGAGAGAAGAAGCCGCUCUUUCUGCGAUUAAAAGUCCAUCCAUGCUUUUUACCAAAAUGGACCUGUUGAACUACCAGUACUUGGACAAGAUGAACAACAACAUCGGCAUCCUGUGCUACGAAGGUGAGGCUGCUCUGAGAGGCGAGUCCAGAAUGCCGGCCCUGUCCCUGUCCUCUGCAGUCAGCAAUCACAGGACAGGCCCUCCUCCCAUCAGCCCCAGCAAGAGGAAGCACAGCGGGGACCAAGCAGAUGACGGCAUCGACUGUAACGGCGAGCAUGUGGCCAAGAUGAGCCGGCUGUUUGCCGCACAGUUUGGCAAGCCUGCCAGUGGGGACUACCGCAAGGACCCCCGGGAUCGCAGCCGCAGCCCCAUAGAGCGCAUCGGCGCCUCCCCGAUGAGUCUCGUUGGUGGUCACCUGUAUGCCCACAUGCCCAGCCUGGCCAUGGACCAGCCUCUCGCACUGACCAAAAACAUGGACGCCACCCGCACUGUCGCCAUCUCGCCCACUGUCAGCCCCGUCGAGCGCCAGCAGAAUCGUCCCUCUGUGAUCACAUGUGCCCCAGCGAACAACCGUAACUGUAACCUCACCCACUGCACCGUGUCUCACAACGGCUGCUCGCCCGGCCUGACUUCAAGCUACCGCAGAGCCUCCAACUCGAACACGGCCUGCGACCCCGUCAUCGAGGAGCAUUUCCGCCGCAGCCUGGGCAAGAACUACAAGGAGCCCGAGCCGGUCACAAACUCGGUGUCCAUCACCGGCUCGGUGGAUGACCACUUCACCAAGGCACUGGGAGAGACGUGGCUGCAGAUCAAGGCCAAGGGCAGCUCCUCUGCGUGGGGACUACCCCUGGCCAUGGACCAGCCUCUCGCACUGACCAAAAACAUGGACGCCACCCGCACUGUCGCCAUCUCGCCCACUGUCAGCCCCGUCGAGCGCCAGCAGGUAACUCCAGCACUGCCAUCAUUUGCUCAGCCUCAUGUCAUUUUAAACUUGCAUGACUCUUGA